CUUGUCUCUCUUUCCCUUUCCUCUCUGCAAAACAAACGGCGCAACCACCCGAAUCGCUUCCGUUCCUCUCAAGACUUCUCUUUUACGGGGAUUUCAACGAUUUUUGUUUCUCGGGUUGAAUGAAUUUGACAUAUAGACAGGGAGACAAAGGCAAAGACAUUGAGAGAGAGAGAGAAAGAUGAAGCUACAUUAUUACGUUACACUGCCAUUCCAUUGGUGGGUUUCUUUUUUCCAUUUUUUCUUCUUCGCUGCGGUUUUGAACGAGGGAUGCGGGGCGGCUGAUAAUCUGUGACUGUGAGCGAGGUGCCCUGUUCAUUCUCGUAGUGAUUUUCCAUCACACUGUGGCGCGGCUUCCCCCGUAUUUCCAAAAGGGAAAGUUUUCGUCUUUUCAUUCAAGUUUCCUUCUUGGGAUUUGCUGCUUCUGGCUUGGGGGGGCUGUAUUUGUACCCAAAAGCCCACUCUUUUCUUGUACGUUUGUCUGUUAUAUAUCCCCGAGAGAGAGAGAGAGAGAGGCUGUCAUCAAUGGAGGGACUGUAUCGGGUCCUUCUAUAUAUAUGUGAACGGACAUCAGCUUUAAUGGAGAAGGAUCUGAAGCUGGGCACCCCUACAAACCCCAUCUCAGGCUUGUGAAAAAAAUCCAAAAUUUUCCGCAUCACAGUUUACCCAAGUAGAAGGAGGAGGAGGAGGAGGAGGAGGAGGAGGAUUCAGACGCGGACAGUUCUUCAUAUAUUCCCGUCGAGUUCUAUCUUGUGGGCGGUUUUAGGUGGGUUUAUUUGAUCAACUCCUCUGCGUUCCCCAGUUAGAUUUUUGUAUUUCUGUGUCAGGGGAGGGUUGCAUUGUGGCAUUAUUUUAGUCCUAAGAAAUUUCUUAAUCCACUGUGUGUUUUGUCUUUCUUAAUAUAUUUUUAGUCAAAGUUAUCUCUUUUGGGAGAUACAAUGUAUCUAAGCUUAGCCUUGAUAGAUUCACAUCCUUAAACUAUUCUUUGUAAAAGGGGAAGGAAUUUCUCUAUGUGCUGCAGAUUAGAUUUUGGUGAACUCUUUCCCUCCUUCGUCAUAUGGGUUACUGCAACUUAAGCCUAAUGGGGUCUGGUUGCCAGGCCAGGGAGCUUCUUUGUAAAAGAUCACUGCUGAAUCUUGGGAUGGACUGAAUUAAAUCACCCGAGUCCUCUGCUUCGAGGGCAAUGUCGAAAGGAGUUGUAGCUAUCGGGGUCUGGAUUGCCCUGUUGCUCGGUAGUUCUGUAUCGGAGGCGGCUGAUAGCGGCUUUCCAAGGUGUAACUGUGAUGAUGAGGGGAGCCUGUGGAGCAUUGAGAGCAUCCUGGAGUGCCAGAGAGUGAGUGAUUUCUUGAUCGCGGUGGCCUACUUCUCCAUCCCGAUUGAGCUCCUGUACUUCGUGAGCUGCUCCAAUGUCCCCUUCAAGUGGGUCCUCUUCGAGUUCAUUGCCUUCAUCGUGCUCUGUGGGAUGACUCAUCUGCUGAAUGGCUGGACCUACGUCCACCACCCGUUCCAGCUCAUGCUCGCGCUCACGGUAUUCAAGAUCCUCACCGCGCUCGUGUCUUGCGCCACCGCAAUAACUCUGAUAACCCUGAUCCCUCUGCUUCUGAAAGUGAAGGUGAGGGAAUUUAUGUUGAAGAAGAAGGCGUGGGAUCUCGGGAGAGAGGUGGGGAUCAUAAUGAAACAGAGAGAGGCUGGGUUGCACGUGAGGAUGCUCACGCAGGAGAUCCGGAAGUCCCUCGAUCGACACACGAUCUUGUACACGACUCUGGUCGAGCUGUCCAAGACUUUGGGGCUGCAGAACUGCGCAGUUUGGAUGCCCAAUGAGGGCAGGACCGAGAUGAACCUGACUCAUGAGCUGCGAGGGAGGAACUAUGCUGGCUCAUAUUGCUUCACGAUACCAAUCACUGAUCCCGACAUUGUGAGGAUAAAAAUGAGUGAUGACGUGAUUCUUCUGAAUCCUGAGUCUGCGCUCAUCUCCGGCAGCACUGGAGAAGAGUUGAGGGAGGCAGGUCCUGUGGCUGCUAUCAGAGUGCCGAUGCUGAGGGUGUCCAACUUCAAGGGUGGGACCCCUGAGCUCAUCCAGACGUGUUAUGCGAUAUUAGUAUUGGUUCUUCCCUCGGGACAGCCUCGAUCCUGGACCAAUCAGGAGCUGGAGAUUGUCAAGGUGGCAGUGGCGAUCUCCCAUGCUGCAGUCCUUGAGGAGUCACAGCUUAUGAGGGAAAAGCUUGAGGAGCAGAACCGGGCUCUGCAGCAGGCGAAGAGGGAUGCAAUGAUGGCGAGUCAGGCAAGGAGCUCAUUUCAGAAGGUGAUGAAUGAUGGGCUGAGGAGGCCAAUGCACACUAUUUCGGGGCUGUUGUCACUGUUGCGCGAGGAUGGGACUCUGAGCCACGAGCAGAGGACCAUACUUGAUGCAAUGUCGAGGACUGGGAAUGUCCUCUCCACACUGAUUAAUGACGCCAUGGACAUCCGGGGAAAGGAGCAAAAUAGGUUCCCUCUGGAUGUAAAGCCGUUCCGCCUGCAUGCUAUGAUAAGGGAAGCGGCCUCACUUUCGAAAUGUCUGUGCAUAUACAAGGGCUUUGGCUUCUUAAUUGAGGUUGAUAGAUCCCUGCCCGACCUUGUGAUGGGAGACGAGAGGCGGAUCUUUCAGGUCAUCCUGCACAUGGUAGGAAAUUUACUGACAGACAGUAAUCAAGGAGGGUUACUUACACUGCGUAUCUUCUCGGAGAGCGGGACUAAAGGGGUAGGAGGAGGGGGUGCCGGUGAUCAUCAUCUCUGGUGGGCUACCUGGAGAUCGAGCUCAGCGGAAGGUGAUGUUUACAUCAGGUUUGAAGUUGGGGUUAGCAAUAACAUCUCUCCGAAGGAGGGCUCAGUCUCGAGGGUGCAGCUUGGAGGUAGGAGGUACAACAGCGACGGGGUUGAGGAGGGAUUGAGCUUCAGCAUCUGCAAAAGGCUGGUGCAGUUGAUGCAAGGCAACAUCUGGGUGGUCCCGAACCCACAGGGAUUUGCCCAGAGUAUGACCCUUCUCCUCCGGCUUCACAUCUGGCAGUCAUCGACCUUCGAACCUCGUGACUCCUCAUCAGAAUAUAAUACAAGCUCCAACUCCCACCUCAGAGGCAUUAAAAUGUUGUUAGCCGAGACCGAUGACACCAACAGGGUGGUCACAGCAAAGUUGCUCGAAAAGCUUGGAUGCCGCGUCUCCACUGUGAGCGGUUCGGGCAUCGAGUGCCUCAAUGCAAUAAGGGCAGGUGGCAGUGGUAGUGGUUCCCAGUUUGAGGUUGUCAUCUUGGAUCUCCACAUGUCGGAGAUGGAUGGGUUUGAGGUGGCAGCUGGAAUAAGGAAGUUCAGGAGCCGGAACUGGCCGGUGAUAGUUGCCUUGACAACAAGCGGGGAGGAGGAUGUGUGGGAGAGGUGCUCGCAAGUCGGGAUCAAAGGGGUUAUCAGAAAGCCCGCCAGCUUGCAAGGGAUUUCGACUGAGCUCCAAAGAGUCCUGCAGGGAAGUAACAGAGGCCUACGAUGAUGUGGGCUUGUCGUAGAGGCGACCGAAUGCCGACUGCCUUAGUCUCAAUCAAAGAAGUUAUACACAAAGAACGAACUUGCCAAAUUGUAUACCCCAAAAAAGGAAAUAUUUUCUUGUUAGUUAGCUGCAAAAUCAAUGCUUAGCCAUGCAAUUUGCCAAUUUCGUUCACUCUUUAGCGCGUAGGAGAAAAUAGCAAUCUUGGUUGUUAAUACA
Molecule: messenger RNA, 3724 nt
Organism: Punica granatum (pomegranate)
Lineage: Eukaryota; Viridiplantae; Streptophyta; Magnoliopsida; Myrtales; Lythraceae
Source: RefSeq, a predicted model, not a curated record